UUUUUUUUUUUUGCAUGAUUAUGGUUAUAGUCAGUUUUUUUUUGCUGGCCGGGGGGGUUAAUGAUUACUUUUAUUAUCGGGGGACUUUGUUUUCGGUUGCAUUUCGAGUGCGAAUCGCAGUGAGAUUUUCUAUUCUCAUUUCUGUGAAGAGUCGAGGGUGGGUGCAUUGCAUACAUACAUACAUUCACAUCAUACAUUUGCGUGAUUGCAAAAUCGUGGUUGUGCUGGUGUCAUGAUGAAGGCGAUAGCUGAAUUAUUAGUCUCUCGCUACUUGAAUAGAUCAGCCUUGUCGCAUCGUCUAUGAUAUUAAUAUUCAUAUCUAACAAUAUUGCC
Talaromyces proteolyticus is the source of this 333-nucleotide messenger RNA. RefSeq lists its product as uncharacterized. The transcript has a single exon. NCBI's taxonomy places the organism in Eukaryota, Fungi, Ascomycota, Eurotiomycetes, Eurotiales, Trichocomaceae. The record is from RefSeq and is a predicted model, not a curated record. Bases 15 to 236 code for a protein of 73 amino acids.